CGCCCUCCUCCUCCUCCUCCUCCUCCUCUCGCCGAGCGGCGGCGGUCGGAGAUGGAUGCGUCCCGGUGCCCGGCCGAGCGCGGGCUGUGGCGGGUGCUGCUGCUCGGGAGCCUGUGGCUGGGCCACGCGCGCUCCGUGCUGGCCUGCCCGGCCAACUGCCUCUGCAGCAGGACGGAGAUCAGCUGCCGCCGGCCGGACGACGGCAGCCUCUUCCCGCUGCUGGAAGGGCAGGACUCGGGAGGCAGCCCGGGCAACGCCAGCGUCAACAUCACCGACAUCUCCCGGAAUAUCACCUCCAUACACAUAGAGAACUGGCGGGGGCUGCACACACUGAACGCGGUGGACAUGGAGCUGUACACAGGACUCCAGAAGCUGACCAUCAAGAACUCGGGCCUCAGGAGCAUCCAGCCCAGAGCCUUCGCCAAGAACCCCCACUUGCACUACAUAAACCUGUCCAGUAACCGGCUCACCACACUCUCCUGGCAGCUCUUCCAGACGCUGAGUCUUCGGGAAUUGAGGCUGGAGCAGAACUUCUUCAACUGCAGCUGUGAUAUUCGGUGGAUGCAGCUGUGGCAGGAGCAGGGGGAGGCCAGGCUGAACGCCCAGAGCCUCUACUGCAUCGGCCCCGAUGGCGCUCAGCUCCCGCUCUUCAAGAUGAACAUCAGCCAGUGUGACCUCCCCGAGAUCAGCGUGAGCCACGUGAACCUGACGGUGCGUGAAGGGGACAACGCUGUCAUCACCUGCAACGGCUCCGGGUCGCCGCUGCCCGACGUGGACUGGAUGGUCACCGGCCUGCAGUCCAUCAACACCCACCAGACAAAUAUGAACUGGACCAACGUGCACGCCAUCAACCUGACCCUGGUGAACGUGACCAGCGAGGAUAACGGCUUCACCCUGACCUGCAUCGCCGAGAACGUGGUGGGCAUGAGCAACGCCAGCGUGCCCCUCACCGUCUACUACCCCCCGCGCGUGGUGAGCCUGGAGGAGCCGGAGGUGCGGCUGGAGCACUGCAUCGAGUUCGUGGUCCGCGGGAACCCGCCGCCCACCCUGCACUGGCUCCACAACGGGCAGCCGCUGCGCGAGUCCAAGAUCACCCACGUGGAGUUCUACCAGGAGGGCGAGGUGGCUGAGGGCUGCCUGCUCUUCAACAAGCCCACACACUACAACAACGGCAACUACACCCUUGUGGUCAAGAACCCGCUGGGCACGGCCAACCAGACCAUCAGCGGCCACUUCCUCAAGGAGCCCUUUCCAGAGAGCACAGACAUCUUUGAUUUCGACUCUGAAGUGAGCCCCACGCCCCCCAUCACUGUGACCCACAAGCCAGAGGAAGACACUUUUGGGGUGUCCAUUGCGGUCGGACUGGCUGCUUUUGCCUGCGUCCUGCUGGUGGUUCUCUUCAUCAUGAUCAACAAGUAUGGCCGACGGUCCAAAUUUGGAAUGAAGGGUCCCGUGGCCGUCAUCAGCGGCGAGGAGGACUCAGCCAGCCCUCUGCACCACAUCAACCACGGCAUCACCACCCCCUCCUCCCUGGACGCGGGGCCCGACACGGUGGUCAUCGGCAUGACCCGCCUGCCCGUCAUCGAGAACCCCCAGUACUUCCGCCAGGGCCACAACUGCCACAAGCCGGACACCUAUGUCCAGCACAUCAAGAGGAGAGACAUCGUGCUCAAGAGAGAACUGGGGGAGGGGGCCUUUGGAAAGGUCUUCCUGGCCGAGUGCUACAACCUCAGCCCCACCAAGGACAAGAUGCUUGUGGCGGUGAAGGCGCUGAAGGACCCCACGCUGGCUGCCCGUAAGGAUUUCCAGAGGGAGGCUGAGCUCCUCACCAACCUGCAGCACGAGCACAUCGUGAAGUUCUACGGAGUGUGCGGCGACGGGGACCCCCUCAUCAUGGUCUUCGAGUACAUGAAGCACGGAGACCUGAACAAGUUCCUCAGGGCCCAUGGGCCUGAUGCCAUGAUCCUCGUGGACGGACAGCCACGCCAGGCGAAGGGUGAGCUGGGGCUCUCUCAGAUGCUCCACAUCGCCAGCCAGAUCGCCUCCGGCAUGGUGUACCUUGCCUCUCAGCACUUCGUGCACCGGGACCUGGCUACCAGGAACUGCCUGGUUGGAGCCAACCUGCUGGUGAAGAUCGGAGACUUCGGCAUGUCCAGAGACGUCUACAGCACGGAUUACUACAGGGUGGGGGGACACACCAUGCUCCCCAUCCGCUGGAUGCCCCCCGAGAGCAUCAUGUACCGGAAGUUCACCACGGAGAGCGACGUGUGGAGCUUCGGGGUCAUCCUCUGGGAGAUCUUCACCUACGGGAAGCAGCCCUGGUUCCAGCUCUCCAACACAGAGGUCAUUGAAUGUAUCACCCAAGGCCGGGUCCUGGAGAGGCCUCGGGUCUGCCCCAAAGAGGUGUAUGACGUCAUGCUGGGGUGCUGGCAGAGAGAACCCCACCAGCGACUGAAUAUUAAGGAAAUCUACAAAAUCCUCCACGCCCUGGGCAAGGCCACCCCGAUCUACCUGGACAUUCUCGGCUAGUGGCGGCCGGGGGAAUCAAGACUCCCUCACUUUGUUGCCUCCUCUCUUCCCGCCUCACGUCCUCCCGACCACCAACAUCCCCCAACUCCUCUCUUCCCAUCCUCACCGAAGACCAUCUUCAUAUAAACUCAAGUGCCUGCUACACAUACAACACUGA
Molecule: messenger RNA, 2686 nt
Organism: Dipodomys ordii (Ord's kangaroo rat)
Lineage: Eukaryota; Metazoa; Chordata; Mammalia; Rodentia; Heteromyidae
Gene: Ntrk3
Product: neurotrophic tyrosine kinase, receptor, type 3
Exons: 17
Coding region: 52-2529 (825 amino acids)
Biological process (GO): cell surface receptor protein tyrosine kinase signaling pathway; cellular response to nerve growth factor stimulus; protein phosphorylation
Cellular component (GO): plasma membrane; signaling receptor complex; axon
Molecular function (GO): ATP binding; neurotrophin receptor activity; neurotrophin binding
Source: RefSeq, a predicted model, not a curated record